Messenger RNA from Alosa sapidissima (American shad), 685 nucleotides. RefSeq names its product A-agglutinin anchorage subunit-like. The record is from RefSeq and is a predicted model, not a curated record. NCBI's taxonomy places the organism in Eukaryota, Metazoa, Chordata, Actinopteri, Clupeiformes, Clupeidae. The transcript has 6 exons. The coding region runs from base 242 to 685 and encodes 147 amino acids.
AGAAUUACGGGAAGCCAUUAAAUAUCAGUAGAACUGGUUUGGAGAUUUUGGAGACAACUGCCAGUAAACAGCACCAAGCCAUAUAUAAAUGAGAUGGACAGGUAUAGAUCCAGGGGAAACUAAGGAGUGAAGAACAAGAGCAUUGCAAUCACAUUAUUCUGCACAACCUCAACCACUGAUAUCAGCAGCUGAGAGGAGUGGGCCCUCCUGCUUGUGAGAGAGACCAGGUGUAGCAGUCACCAUGGGCUUUGCCGUCUGUGUGUGUGUGCUAUCCGCACUGAUGCUGAUGAUGGGUGAACUGUCAGCAGCACAAGGUUUCUCAACAACUUCAACAUCUCCAUCGAGUACAACACUAACUACAGCAGCAUCUCCAGAGCCAACAACUGAAGAGACAACAGCUACUUCUGUGUCAACUGCAGUACAGUGGUGGCUGGUGACUGGUGAAGAAGCAGAGGAAGGUAGUGCAGAAACAUCUCCAGAGCCAACAUCAACAACAACUGAAGAGACAACUGUCUCUGUGUCAACUUCAGCACAGUGGUGGCUUUUAGAAGAAGAGGAAGGUAGUGCAGAAACAUCUCCAGAGCCAACAUCAACAACAACUGAAGAGACAACUGUCUCUGUGUCAACUUCAGCACAGUGGUGGCUUUUAGAAGAAGAGGAAGGUAUGUGGCUUUUGAAAUUGUAA